GACCGGCGGGCAGAUUCUAACUCGAUCAGGAGAAACGUCCAUAGGGCACCACGGUCACGGAAGUGGUCUGGAGUGAAAAUGUCCCUUAUUGCGCAACGAUUUACGGUAGUGAAGGCCGUCAGCCAGCAGCAUUUCUGCGCCCUGCGCGCAAUGAGCACCAUUGCCCGAGUGCUACGAUACGGAGAGUUUGGUGAACCGGCAAAGGUGCUCCGCUUGCAGGAGGAAGCGGUGCCGGAGCCGAAGGACGGCGAGGUACUGGUGCGGACUCUCGGAGCACCGAUUAAUCCCGCGGACAUCAACACAAUUCAGGGGAAAUAUCCGGUAAAACCAGUGUUCCCGGCGGUUGGUGGUAACGAAUGUGUGGGUGAAGUGGUCUCCGUCGGGGGUGGCACCAGCGGGAACCAGUUCAAGGUGGGCGAUCGUGUCGUGCCGUUUGCGACCGGGCUUGGAACUUGGCGUUCCCAUGCCAUCUACGCUGCGGCCCAGCUGAUGAAAGUUCCGGCGGGUAUCGGAGUGGCGGAAGCCGCCACCAUUACCGUCAACCCGUGCACCGGCUACCGAAUGCUGAAGGACUUCGUGUCACUGCAACCGGGCGAUACGGUCAUACAGAACGGUGCCAAUUCGGCCUGCGGUCAAGCAAUCAUUCAGCUGUGCCGGGCAUGGAAUAUCGAAUGUGUUGGCAUCGUGCGUGAUCGACCCGAGUUUGGACAGCUGAAGGCGUACCUCAAAGAGCUCGGGGCGUCCGAGAUCCUCACCGAGGAGGAACUGCGGACAACCAAACUGUUCAAGGAUGGAAUAUUCCGCAAACCGAAGCUGGCCCUGAACUGUGUCGGUGGAAAGAAUGCGCUGGAGAUGUCCCGCCAGCUGGACCAGGCCGGUGUUAUGGUCACAUACGGUGGUAUGUCCCGCGAACCGGUCACGGUGCCGACGGCAUCGCUCAUCUUUAAGGAUCUUCGCUUCGUUGGCUUCUGGAUGACGCGCUGGACAAAGGAAAAUGCCAGCAGUCCGCAGCGUGCAGAAAUGUUCAACGAACUGUUCGGACUGAUCGACCGGGGCCUAAAGGCGCCCGCGCAUGAGUUUAUUCCGUUCGAAAACUAUGUUGCCGCCGUUACGAAUGCUGAGAGCAUUCAGGGAUUCGUUGGAAAGAAGUAUAUUUUCAGUUUUUAAUUCUUUCUCUGUAUUCCACCAGCAACGACGGCUAGUGAAUGAAUUGUUGGAUUUGUUAUUCGUAAAAGGCACUUCUUUGCUGGAACACAACCGCAUACGGGGUGAUUUGGAGCGGAUCGUUGUAUGAAACUUGUAUCCCCUCUUUUCCAAUAGUAAAUCGAAACGUGCCGAAUGUGUUAUAAUAUUUUACUCUACCUACUCACAGUCCAGUAG
Molecule: messenger RNA, 1380 nt
Organism: Anopheles cruzii
Lineage: Eukaryota; Metazoa; Arthropoda; Insecta; Diptera; Culicidae
Product: enoyl-[acyl-carrier-protein] reductase, mitochondrial
Exons: 2
Coding region: 79-1167 (362 amino acids)
Biological process (GO): fatty acid metabolic process
Cellular component (GO): mitochondrion
Molecular function (GO): trans-2-enoyl-CoA reductase (NADPH) activity
Source: RefSeq, a predicted model, not a curated record